ACUGAGCGUUUCAAGUGAAAUAUUAGGAAAUAAAUGAAAACCGAAAAGGUGUUUUUUUUUUUUAAUUUUGUUUAAUUAUCAGCAAUUAAGUGAGUACGUUGUUUUUAGUUACUCGUUGCCAAAUGGUUUCGCUGUCGCUUACCAAAGCGGAUAUCGAAAAAUGUAUAAACAUUCAGUGCAAUCCAAUAAAAUGGAAGGGAUUGCUUACAGGUUCUCUGAGAAAAGUUACAGAACAGGUUCAUCCUUCUUUAAAAGCAAGCGACGAGGCAUUGGAAUACGUAGAAAUGCUUGUCAUCAUGUGUCUUGAAAUUUUAACCGUACGAUCACCCCCGCCCCAUACUGUGCAUGAUAUUGAAGAUCAGGUGAAACGGUCAUUUCCCAAACCAAUAGACAAGUGGGCUAUUAGGGAUGCUAAAGAAGCGUUGGAAAAAAACAAGAAAAAAAAUCCAUUGGUAUUGCCGACGGAUAAAAUUUAUAAUCUUGUUCAAAAAGAAAUACUGCAAUACAAACUGGAUUACCAAGUAGCUCUUUAUACAACCGCAGUGUUGGAAUAUAUAGCGGCUGAUAUAUUAAAACUGGCCGGUAAUUAUGUAAAAAAUAUACACCGUGUAGAAAUUGGAUUUCAAGAUCUACGUGUUGCGAUAUGUGGCGAUAAAGUAUUGAUGGAUUUGUUUGGUCAACAUGACAACAAUGGCGAUUUAAACUUGUCAGACUUAGGUAUUGAUAAAAUACAGAGAACCUCUGCUACAUACGAAGAAGUCAUUAGAGACCUAAUGCACGAUGAACGUCAACAUAUAAGAGAUUUACACUUGAUUUUAAAAAUAUUCAAAGAAGAAAUUGACCGGAUCAUACCGACCGGUAGUAGUCAAGAGUUAGAUAGUAUGUUUAAUAACAUAACUGAUAUUUGCAAAGCAACAGGACUGUUUUUGAGUUCAAUAGAAGAUAUAUUAGAAAUAGCAGAAGACAAAUCCGCUACAGUUGGAUGUUGUAUUGAAGAGUUGGCUGAAGCAGCUGAAUUUGAUGUGUUUGCACGUUAUGCCAAUGAUAUUGUAAAAAGGCAGUGUAGAAAUAUAUUUUGGAAUUUAAUUGAUAAACCAGAAGUUUCUAAUUUAUUACAAUCAGCCGGCUAUGGUUUUAAAGAAGCCGUAAAAUAUUAUUUUCCAAAGUUACUGCUUUUACCUUUAUGGCAUUGCAUACUUUAUUUUGAAUAUAUCAAAAUUUUGCACCAGCUUUCUCCAUCGCAACUGGAUAAAGAAUGUUUAGAACAAGUGGAGGGUAUGUUAAAACCUUUACAGUUGCAAAUGACGGCUGCCGCAAACAAAGUCAACUUGCCUGACAAUGUUAAAGAAUUUGGACUAAAAAUUAAUGCGACUCCAAGACGGUUGUUAGCUAUAGAAAAAUUAAAUGAAAUGCAAAAAGCGAUAGACGGUUGGGAUGGUAAAGACAUGGGACAGUGCUGUACCGAAUUUAUACGUGAAGGUGUACUUGUUAAAAUUUCUAGUGGUGGUAAACGUUGUUCUGAACGCAAAGCUAUACUAUUUGACGGAGUUCUUAUUUUGUGUAAAUCUAAUAAUAGAAGAACUUCAGUAUCGGUCAGCUCACAACUUGUUGGUGGUAUGUCUGAGUUUAAAUUGAAGGAAAAAUUUUUUAUUCGUAAGGUUGAAAUUGUCGAUAAAGAAGACACUGAUGAUAUUAAAAACUUUUUUGAAAUUGCUCCACGAUUACAGCCAUCAGUUAUAUUAGUCGCUAAUACUUUCCAAGAAAAAGCUAAUUGGAUGGCAGAUCUAGUAAUGCUUAAUACAAAAAGCAUGUUGGAUAGAACUUUAAACAGUAUUCUACUCGAUGAAGAUAAAAAAUUUCCUUUGCGCUUACCUUCAAUUAACGAGUACAGGUUUGUAGAACCAGACUCUCAAUCUAAUAUAAUUUUUGAAGAAAAAGAAAACAAUGGUGUACCUCUCAUAAAAGGUGCAACUCUAGUCAAACUUAUUGAACGAUUAACUUAUCAUAUAUACGCUGAUCCGAAAUUCGUAAGAACAUUCCUUACGACGUAUCGUAGUUUUUGUUCACCACGAGAGCUCUUGGACCUUCUUAUUGAAAGAUAUACAAUACCCGAACCCUUUGGCAUUACAAUAGACACAGUAAGUCUUAGAGAUGAAAACAAGAGGUUCAAAAAAGACUAUUUAGUACCAGUUCAAUUUAGAGUGUUAAAUGUAAUUAGACAUUGGGUUGACUAUCAUUAUUAUGAUUAUCAAAGAGAUGCAGGUUUGCUAGACAAAUUACAUAUUUUUCUAGAUUCUAUAAAUGGCAAAUCAAUGAAAAAAUGGGCUGAUUCUGUGGUCAAAAUAUUACAAAGAAAGAGCACAGAAGCACAAAAAGAAAUAACAUUUGCAUUUAAUUCUCCACCACCCCCGAUUGAAGUUCAUAUGGAGUUUAAUCUUAAUGAAGAAUUCAAUAUUUUGUAUAUUCAUCCCAUAGAGUUUGCCAGACAGCUGACACUUAUAGAUUCGGAAAACUACAGAGCUGUAAAACCAUCAGAAUUAGUCGGAUCAGUAUGGACUAAAAAGAAAGAUAAGGAAAUUAAUUCACCACACUUGAUUCGGUUAAUGAAGUGUACUACUAAUUUUAGUCGAUGGAUUCAAAAAACUGUAGUUGAAUGUUACAAUUUUGAAGAAAGAGUAGCUAUUGUUUCGCGAUUUAUUGAGGUAAUGAUGGCGUUAGACGAGCUUAAUAAUUUUAAUGGAGUUUUGGCAGGUGUUUUAUCAGCAAUGAGUUCAGCUGCUGUACAUCGCCUAAAAAUUACAUUUCAAGCUGUCAACGCUAGGCUCUCUAAAGCUCUUGAAGAAGCUUAUGAAUUACAUGAAAAUCAUAGUAAAAAAUAUCAAGACAAAUUGAGAAGUAUAAAUCCGCCUUGCGUUCCUUUUAUUGGUAUGUAUUUAACAAAUAUUUUACUCAUUGAAGAAGGUAAUCCAGAUCGCUUAACUAUCAGUCCAAAUUUAAUUAAUUUUAAUAAACGCCGAAAGGUUGCUGAAAUCAUUGGCGAAAUUCAACAAUACCAAAAUCAGCCGUAUUGUUUAAAUGUUGAAUUUAAAAUAAAAAAGUUUUUAGAAAAUUUAAAUCCAUUCAAUAACAUGGAAGAAACUGAUAUCAAUAAUUAUUUGUAUGGUGAGUCUUUGAAGAUUGAACCGAGAAAUUGCUCAACCGAGAAACAACUACCAAAAUAUCCACGCAAAUGGCCAGAACUAAAUUUGAAGUCUCCGGGUCUAAAAUCUAAAGUACGCAUUCCAUCGGCAUCUUCUAAAGAACUGGAUGUACAAGGAAGAAGAAAAUUGAGCUCAUCAAGUUCCUUAGUCAUUCAAAUGGACAAGAGAGAAGAAGAAGAUUCUGUCUUCGGACCAGUAACAUUUACGCUGGGAAAAAGUCCAAAUAAUACUGCCCCUCCUGUGCCACCGCGUCUUGCUAAAAUUGAUAGUAGUUUUAAACCCCCUAUACCACCGAGAAGAAUAGCUCCACCCAUACCCCCCAGAAGAAUUCAAGUCGAAAAUCUUCAGAAACCUAAAAAAUUUGUUAUUGAACUACCUCAACAGGAAAAUAAACCUCCAGUGCAAGUCGCUAGGUAUCCGUUUAAACCAUUUGUUCUAAAACGAAUUGCUCCAUCAAUGUUUCAGUUUAAUGUUUAAAAAUGCCAAAGAUAUAAUAUUUUUCAUUGGAUACUUAUCAUAUCUGUAGAUAGUACACCUGACCACUGUAUUAAUUUAAAAAAGUUAAAAUGUAGGUUAGAAAAUGUUAGAAAAAAAAUAUUGAAUUUAGUUAUAGGAUUAUUAAAUAAGUUAUUUUAUGACUUUCUGAAAAUAUUUCAAUUGUUUUAAUGGUAUAUAUUUCACCUCUAUAAAUAUGAUAUUUGUAUAAUUAUUGUAAACAUCAUAUUUACAAUGCAGAUAAAAGCAAUUUAAUUAUAAUACAAUUUUGACUAAUGUUGUUAAUUUUUUAACACAUCAAGUUAAGAGUGAUGAAAAAAAAUAUUAAAUUAACUGUUAAAAUA
Messenger RNA from Adelges cooleyi (spruce gall adelgid), 4039 nucleotides. RefSeq names its product protein son of sevenless-like. The coding region runs from base 123 to 3677 and encodes 1184 amino acids. Gene Ontology annotation, biological process: positive regulation of GTPase activity; Ras protein signal transduction. Lineage: Eukaryota; Metazoa; Arthropoda; Insecta; Hemiptera; Adelgidae. The record is from RefSeq and is a predicted model, not a curated record. The transcript has a single exon. Gene Ontology annotation, cellular component: plasma membrane. Gene Ontology annotation, molecular function: protein heterodimerization activity; guanyl-nucleotide exchange factor activity.